AAAGAAGAAGAUAAAAAUUGAGUAGAUAAAGAUAACCUCAAAUUACAAGAUAUUUUUUAAAGGUAAAAUUGUGUUUUUUUGACAUAAAUAAAAUGUUUAACAGUAUAUUAAAAGUUAUACCGACAACCAACACAUUAAGGGGAAUAUCAAUAAUCAAAAGAUUUGCUGGACAUUCUAAAUGGCAAAAUAUAAGACACAUUAAAGGUUUAAAAGAUGCUCAAAAGAAUCAACUGUUUACUAAACUAGGCAGACAGAUCAAGGUUGCCGUGCAAGAAGGAGGAUCCCUUGAUGUCAAAUCCAACCUCAAACUUUCCCAGGUGAUAGACCAGGCAAAGAGGGCCAAUAUGCCAUCAACAACUAUUCAGAGCAUACUAAAGAGUUGCCAAAACGAUAAAUCCCAAAUGAAAAGUUACCUAAUAGAAAUCAAGGGCCCUGGAAGUUGCUUCAUAUUAUGUGAAGUUUUUACAUCUAAUUUGCAUAUGUUGAAGCAAAAUAUGGCCUCCAUACUUAGAAGACACCAGUCCAAAUUCAGUGAAGGUGGCACUCAUUUGUUCGAAGAAAAAGGUGUGAUUGAGGCAGAAUGCCUUACCUUUGAGAAAAUGUCGGAAGAGGAGGUUUUGGAACAAGCAACCAAUCAUGCAAUAGAGUCCGGAGCCGAAGACGUUAAAGUAAUUGAAAAAAAUAUCAUUGAAUUCACAUGUGGUAAAAGUAACUUAAACAAGGUUGUUCAGGAAUUGGAAAAAAUUGGUUAUAAAGUCACGAGUGCAAUGGUAGAAUAUACACCUCUAAAAUUGCAGCAACUGCAGGAGACUGAACUAGACACCUGUGCCAGUUUGUAUGAUAAGCUUGAAAAUUUACCUGAUGUCGUUAAACUGACAGAUAAUAUUGCAUAACUUGGUUGUAAAUGAAUUGAUGUAAAUACAUGUUUUUAUUUUUCACAUUUCA
Leptinotarsa decemlineata (Colorado potato beetle) is the source of this 945-nucleotide messenger RNA. Its product is annotated as translational activator of cytochrome c oxidase 1. Lineage: Eukaryota; Metazoa; Arthropoda; Insecta; Coleoptera; Chrysomelidae. Gene Ontology annotation, cellular component: mitochondrion. The record is from RefSeq and is a predicted model, not a curated record.